AUAAAGAAUAACAAUAAUAUUAGAGAUACAACUAAAUCAAUAACAUUCACCAAUACAAUAGAACUGGUUACAUUAUUAAAGUUAUUGCAGUUCUUAGAUAAUCCACAAGGUGGCGUUCAAGGGACGCACAUGGAGUUAGUUGUUAUGUGGGACGCCAUUAUAGUGUCAUUACAGGCUGUAACAUUUACACCUGAUAUAGAAAACAGCACCUAGCACAAUAUUUACACGAAUAUAUAUAGGCAAAUAACCAUAUACAUCACCAUCCAGAGAUAUCUCUCACACUAUGAAAGUACUCAUGCUUACUUAUAUUAAACGUAAAGGCUGAACUUUGGCGCUUAGGCGCUAACGCGAACUGCCGCGAUGAUAAGCAAACGAGCUUGUGAUAACUCAAUAAAGUACACAUCUGCUUUAAACGGAUGUAUAACAUCACAAGGUAAAAGGAAAUAAACAACUUACAUUCUUGUCAUUAACUCGCUCACAUAAACCAUUACUGAAGGGAAGAUGAGAUAUUAGUCUUCUGCAUCGGAGCAUUCAUAUUUCGUUCGUCUCUUACUGACUAGGCACUGACUCACGUCAUUCAUUAAACGACUCUCUGAUUGGCUGAAACCUUCUUAACAAAUACAUUUCUAGACUCCUUACAAACCAAAUUCAUCUUUUAGUCAUCGUGUUUCUUAACUUCGUUAUAAAAUAAUUAUUUAAUUGUUUAAUUCAAUUAACUCUAACGCUACUUCAGUUUCAUUUCUGAAUAUAAAUGUAUAAAAAAUAAUAUCAAUAAAAAAGUUAUUUCUGUCUUUUACAUAAUUUAUUUGUUAAACCUUUAAAAGAGUUGAAACUCACUCUUGAACACACUCAUCAUCAGAGAGAGGGGGCGUGGUUUGGAGUUUGGAGGAUAGAGCAGCGAUUGGUUAGAAUGUUUUCCAGACUCUAGCCAAUAGGCGUCUGACACACUCUUAUUAAUACUGUAAUCGGGAACUCGACGAUACAUUGAUUCAUUGUGUAGUUUUUGUGUGUACCACAAAUCGAAAAUGAGCGGAAGAGGUAAAACCGGCGGUAAAGCGCGAGCAAAGGCUAAAACUCGUUCCUCCAGGGCAGGACUGCAGUUCCCCGUCGGUCGUGUUCACAGGCUGCUCCGCAAAGGAAACUACGCACAGCGCGUUGGUGCCGGUGCUCCUGUUUAUCUGGCCGCUGUGCUCGAGUAUCUCACCGCUGAAAUCCUGGAGUUGGCUGGAAACGCCGCUCGGGACAACAAGAAGACUCGUAUCAUUCCCCGUCACCUGCAGCUGGCAGUGCGGAACGACGAGGAGUUGAACAAACUCUUGGGUGGAGUGACCAUCGCUCAGGGUGGUGUGCUGCCCAACAUCCAGGCUGUGCUGCUGCCCAAGAAGACCGAGAAACCCGCCAAGAAGUAAACGGACUAAAGUCUGAUUCACUGAAACACAAAGGCUCUUUUAAGAGCCACCCAAUUUAACUAUAAAGAGAGUGAUGAUAUCUUACUGAAAUGUGAGACGUUAUAGAUUAAAAUAAGUUU
This is a messenger RNA of Xyrauchen texanus (razorback sucker), 1528 nucleotides long. RefSeq names its product histone H2A-like. The record is from RefSeq and is a predicted model, not a curated record. NCBI's taxonomy places the organism in Eukaryota, Metazoa, Chordata, Actinopteri, Cypriniformes, Catostomidae. Gene Ontology annotation, molecular function: protein heterodimerization activity; DNA binding; structural constituent of chromatin. The coding region runs from base 1026 to 1409 and encodes 127 amino acids. The transcript has a single exon. Gene Ontology annotation, cellular component: nucleosome.